Molecule: messenger RNA, 1355 nt
Organism: Elephantulus edwardii (Cape elephant shrew)
Lineage: Eukaryota; Metazoa; Chordata; Mammalia; Macroscelidea; Macroscelididae
Gene: MFAP3L
Product: microfibrillar-associated protein 3-like
Exons: 2
Coding region: 113-1354 (413 amino acids)
Source: RefSeq, a predicted model, not a curated record
UAUGGAUCCAGGACAGGCUUGUCCCAUGGCCUGCUCUGAGCAGUGUGUUGUUUAAGAGAAGAUUUCCACUGGCAGACCAUCUCUCUAUUGCCUUACAGAGAAAGCAAAGAAGAUGGAUCAAUUGAAGAACCAUCUGACUCUGUGCUUUUUACCUUCUGUGCCCUUUUUAAUCCUAGUAUUCACUCUAGCAACUGCUAAGAAUGUGACCAACAGCCCUUUAAAUGACACUGAAAUGGUCUUGGGAUCUGUGCCCGUAAUCCUUGCCACAACGGACCAUAUCAUAGUCAAGGAAGGGAACAGUGCCUUGAUUAAUUGUAGCGUUUAUGGCAUCCCUGACCCACAGUUCAAGUGGUAUAAUUCCAUUGGCAAGCUGCUGAGAGAAGAGGAUGGCAAGGACAGAGGAAUAGGAAAAUGGCAGAUGGAUGACAGUGGGUUACUGAACAUCACCAAGGUGUCUUUUUCAGACCGAGGUAAAUACACGUGCGUCGCUUCUAACAUCUAUGGCACUGUGAACAACACAGUGACCCUGAGAGUCAUCUUCACCUCGGGAGACAUGGGUGUCUACUACAUGGUCGUCUGCCUUGUGGCCUUUACCAUCGUCAUGGUCCUCAACAUUACCCGCCUGUGCAUGAUGAGCAGCCACCUAAAAAAGACCGAGAAAGCCAUCAACGAGUUCUUUAGGACAGAAGGUGCAGAGAAGCUGCAAAAGGCGUUCGAGAUCGCCAAGAGGAUCCCCAUCAUCACCUCAGCCAAAACAUUAGAACUUGCCAAAGUCACUCAGUUCAAAACCAUGGAAUUCGCCCGCUAUAUUGAAGAGCUGGCCAGGAGUGUGCCUCUGCCUCCUCUCAUUAUGAACUGCAGGACGAUUAUGGAGGAAAUCAUGGAAGUGGUUGGGCUGGAGGAACAGGGACAGAACUUUGUGAGGCAUACCCCGGAAGGCCAGGAGGCCCCAGACAGGCAUGAGGUUUAUACAAUCCCCAACUCUCUGAAGCAAAGCGACUCGCCCACCACCGACUCGCCCACCACCGACUCGGAUGCCUCAUCCCUGCACGAACAACCUCAGCAGAUUGCCAUCAAGGUGUCUGUCCACCCCCAGUCCAAAAAAGAUCACAUGGAAGACCAAGAGGGUGGGCAGAUUGAAGUCAAAGAUGAAGAGGAGACUGAACCGUCAGCCGAACAUUCCCCAGAAACUGCAGAACCUUCCACAGACAUCACCUCCACGGAGCUAACUUCUGAAGAACCGACACCUGUGGAGGCGUCAGAUAAAGCGCUGCCCCUGGCUCACCCAGAAGCUGCAGAGCCACCGGUGGCGCAAGACAAAAACAUCUGCGUUAUUUAUGAAAGCCAUGUCUAAU